AUGCUAACAAUAACUCAAGGUUUUAUAGUCCUGAUCAUUUUUUUGUUAAUUGUUGAGUUUUUCAGGCUGCAAAAAGCUUGCAAGCAAUUCCCUCCUGGACCAACUCCUCUCCCAUUGCUUGGAAACUUGGUGCACUUGAACUUUCAGUUUCAUCGGGAUCUUCUGAUGGAGCUGGCAAAAACUCAUGGUAGCAUGUACACUCUAUGGUUUGGGUGGGUCCCAGUGAUUAUACUGAAUGGAUUUCAAGCAGUGAAGGAUGGCAUGACCACACACCCUGAAGAUGUUUCUGGCAGGCUGGUGUCACCUUUCUUCAGAGCACUGGCCAAAGGAAAAGGUAUUAUACUUGCCAGUGGUCGCUCCUGGAAGCAGCAGAGGCGUUUUGGAAUAAUGACUCUACGCAAUUUGGGAAUGGGGAAAAAAGGCCUGGAGCAUCGAGUGCAAGAGGAGGCCUCUCAUCUGGUGGAGUUUUUUAGGAACCUCAAAGGAAGACCUGUGGAUCCUUCUUUCCCUCUUUUCCAUUCUAUUUCAAAUGUAAUUUGUGCUGUGGUUUUUGGAUAUCACUUCUCUGAUGAGGACAAAACCUUCCAUGAACUGAUCCAUGCUACAGAGAAAAUAUUCAGGUUUGCAGGCAGCUUUGUUCAUCAGAUGUACGAAAUCCUGCCCUGGCUGCUGUGUCACCUCCCUGGGCCUCAUAAGAAGGUGUUGGCUUGCUAUGAUGUCCUGAGUUCUUUUGCAAGGAAGGAGAUCAGAAGACAUGUAGAGAGAGGGAUACCAGCUGAACCACAGGAUUUCAUUGACUUUUACCUGGCUGAGAUUGAGAAAUCCAAAGAGGGGGCCAAGCCCAAGUAUGAUGAAGAGAAUUUGGUAUAUGUCAUAAAUGAUCUUUUCCUUGGUGGAUCAGAGACCUCAAGCACUACAUUGUACUGGGGACUGCUCUAUAUGGUGGUGAAUCCAGACAUCCAAGCGAAAGUGCAGAAGGAGCUGGAUGCUGUUCUGGGUCCUUCCCAGUUAAUUUGUUAUGAGGAUCGGAGAAAACUGCCCUACACAAACGCUGUGGUUCAUGAGAUUCAGCGCUUCAGCAACAUUGUCUUUGUUGGCGUUCCCAGACUGUGUGUGAGGAACACAACUCUGCUGGGAUUCCCUGUCAAAAAGGGUACCAUUGUUAUACCAAAUAUAGCAUCUGUUCUGUAUGACCCUGAGCAGUGGGAGACACCUCGACAGUUCAAUCCUGGCCAUUUUCUGGAUAAAGAGGGAAACUUUAUACCUCGAGAAGCUUUCUUACCAUUCUCAGCAGGGCACCGGGUGUGUUUGGGGGAGCACUUAGCCAGGACCGAGCUGUUCAUUUUCUUUGCCAGCCUGCUGCGGGCGUUCACCUUCCGCCUCCCCGAGGGAGUGACCCAGCUCAGCACGGAGCCCGUCAUGGGGGGCACUCUGCAGCCUCACCCCUACAGGCUCUGUGCCAUCCCUCGCUAGGCUGCAGCGGCCUCAGGCCAGCAGGAGA
Messenger RNA from Motacilla alba alba, 1501 nucleotides. RefSeq names its product cytochrome P450 2J6-like. NCBI's taxonomy places the organism in Eukaryota, Metazoa, Chordata, Aves, Passeriformes, Motacillidae. The record is from RefSeq and is a predicted model, not a curated record. Gene Ontology annotation, molecular function: oxidoreductase activity, acting on paired donors, with incorporation or reduction of molecular oxygen, reduced flavin or flavoprotein as one donor, and incorporation of one atom of oxygen; heme binding; iron ion binding. Bases 1 to 1473 code for a protein of 490 amino acids. Gene Ontology annotation, biological process: xenobiotic metabolic process; arachidonate metabolic process. The transcript is spliced from 9 exons. Gene Ontology annotation, cellular component: intracellular membrane-bounded organelle; cytoplasm.